AUGAAAGUGGAAUCCCUGGACAAGGCAAUCGAAAAAUUUUGGGCGGUGGAGGAAUUUACAGAAAUACUUCCACGCUCGCAGGAAGAAGAAGACUGCGAGACGCACUUCAUGAACACCGUCAAGCGCGACAACACUGGCAGGUAUAUUGUGCGAUACCCUAAGCGCAUGAAUUUCAAUAACAUGAUUGGUGAAUCGAAGCAGACAACCAUACGACGAUUUCAACAAACGGAGAGACGGUUGGAACGGGACUCAAAUCUACGAUCGCAAUACAGUGCCUUCAUGAAGGAGUAUAUUGAGUUAGUCCACAUGAAAUGCGUCGGCGAAGCAAACGAUCCCCGUUUGGAUGAAGGCAAAACGGUCUGCUACCUUCCACACCAUCCGGUAUUUAAAGAGUCUAGUUCUACUACGAAGAUACGUGUGGUUUUCGAUGGAUCGGCGAAAACGUCUACGAACUAUUCACUCAACCAAGCCCUACUCACCGGAUGA
Ochlerotatus camptorhynchus is the source of this 486-nucleotide messenger RNA. RefSeq lists its product as uncharacterized. The record is from RefSeq and is a predicted model, not a curated record. NCBI's taxonomy places the organism in Eukaryota, Metazoa, Arthropoda, Insecta, Diptera, Culicidae. The coding region runs from base 1 to 486 and encodes 161 amino acids. The transcript has a single exon.